Messenger RNA from Prionailurus viverrinus (fishing cat), 810 nucleotides. RefSeq names its product translation initiation factor IF-2 (gene SMIM48). The record is from RefSeq and is a predicted model, not a curated record. NCBI's taxonomy places the organism in Eukaryota, Metazoa, Chordata, Mammalia, Carnivora, Felidae. The transcript has 3 exons.
AUGGGACUUUGCACGGACUUUGAAUCCGGAUUUGGCCGUGUGACUUGCUUUGGCCAGUGGGACAGCGAGUAUAGUGCAAGCGGAGGCCGGAACAGAGGCCAUGAGUUCCCUGAUGACCGUCUGAGUCUGCUGCACCUGCAGGGUGGCCCAGCGCGCCCCUCCAGUUCCCUGGGACCCAACCCAGGCCCAGUGGCCGUGCUGUCCACCUUCCACAAGGCAACCGCAGCCAGCCUUGGAACCUCGGGGGGCCCAGCAGCCGCGCGGCCGAGUCCGCAGCGACCCCCGCGCUCAGCGCCGACGGCGGCCGCGCUCCUCCGGCGCGAGCCCCGGGACCCCGCGCAGACCCGCCCGGACCCCGACGCCGACUCUGGGGGCCUGUUCGACGAGCCGCCCCCGGAAGAGCCCCCCGCGGCCCGCGCGCCCCGGUCGGCGUCGGCCGCGGGCAGAUGGGCUGGUCGGCGCGCCGGGAGGGAGGGCGCGGGGGGCCCGCGCGGGGCAGCCCCCCAGGGCCGAGACGCGCGCCCCCCCCCCCCGGACGAGGGCUGCUGCCUGGACCAUUGCCCGCACCUGUCGGUCUUCGUCUACACGGCCAUCGCCUUCUCCAUCACCUCCUGCUUCUUCAGCUAGGUGCACCUGCCGCCGUCCCGAGGGCCCGGGCGCGGGCGGGGAGACCACGGGCGCGGCCUUUCGUGUCCGGGACGCGCGCCGCACCCCCUCCUCUGGCUUCUCACGCUUGUUACUUUGUCCCCUGCUCGCCGCCGCCUCUGUGUGACCGCGCGUCCGCGGGCGCGUCCAGAGCCGCUGCCCUGA